AUGACUGGAGAUGACUGGCUGUAUGAGAUCAGCAGCGAUGAUGAAAAUGAUCAUCGGGGAGGCUCAGACAUCUCCGACUCUGACGGGGAAUUGGAUCACGGCACUUCCCCGCACAGUCAGCUUCCACCUGUUCCUGGGGCGUUGCCAUUCUUGGACUACCACAGAUGGGCCUCAGGCCAGUCAUACGAUGAACAGCCCCCGCGUUGGUUGCUUUAUACAAUGCAAUGGAAAUUGACCUUGAACAGUAGGAAGGCGGUGGAACAAACCGAGCAGAACCUUGUUAUAGCCCCGAGCGACUUUUGGAAAGAGGUGCUCUCGUCUAAAGUCGACGGGAUUGUUGCCUCGAAAAAGAAAUCUUACGAGACCAGCGCGACGACAAUCGUCAUGUCGGUUCCCAAUGAUCGAUCCGAAGACAAGAUCACAAAGCAUUUUCAAGGGCAACAGAUUGAUUGGCCCGUUGUGGAGAGGCAACUACAAGGAUGGAGCCAGCUUCUCCGCGCUGGCAAGCGUUUGAAGGUUUAUGUGCAGCUGGACUAUGUGGAGAGUCUGUCCACGGGCCGGCCCGCUGGACGAGGCGCUACCGCGAUGGGCCUUGCAGAGCGGAGUGCACGGAUGGAUGCCGAGCAGGAGGCUGCUGGCGAGGUUGACCCGUGGAGGCGGGUCUAUCAGCUCAUGAGAUGCCCGGGUGCCCCGUGCGACAACGGACAGUGGUGCUGGCAGGAUCGCGCCCGAAAGAUGCACCACAAACUGCUUGAUCAUCACAUGAGAGAUCUUGUCCGGUGGGUACAGCAAGGCCAUAGCUUGGAUACCCAUGACGAUGUCCCAGAGGAGAUCCGGGCGCAACUGUAUGCCCAGGAACAACAGGGUCGCAAGCGCAAGCGGCAGGAUUCGGGUUCAAACUCUGCUAGUCAUGUCCCCGUGAUCAUCCACAACCAUAUUCCAGACUAUGUGGCAGCGUCGGACAGAGCGUCACCAGAUCUCGGCAGCCCAGUCAGCCCGCCUCCCCGUCCACUUCCCCUCUGCGUGACUGGGCUGAGGGACGACGCUGUCGAGGCAUACUGCAAAUGGCAUUGCUCCAAAGUAAGAAGCCCUACCCAGAAACGAUACUUCGAGCUUGCAUACAACCUGACGCUCGAGAGGGGACUGGAUCUCGAGCUGGUUCAUGAGGAUAACGAUGCUCAGUUCUUCAUUGAGCAGGGCGUGCUGGAAGGUGUGGCUCGCCGAUGGGUGCGGGAUAUUCAGGUCUAUCUCGAGCAUGAACACAGCAUCGUAGUAGCAUGA
Colletotrichum abscissum is the source of this 1281-nucleotide messenger RNA. RefSeq lists its product as uncharacterized. The coding region runs from base 1 to 1281 and encodes 426 amino acids. The transcript has a single exon. Lineage: Eukaryota; Fungi; Ascomycota; Sordariomycetes; Glomerellales; Glomerellaceae. The record is from RefSeq and is a predicted model, not a curated record.